Vollenhovia emeryi is the source of this 738-nucleotide messenger RNA. RefSeq names its product cytochrome c oxidase subunit 5A, mitochondrial (gene COX5A). Gene Ontology annotation, cellular component: mitochondrial inner membrane. The transcript has 2 exons. The record is from RefSeq and is a predicted model, not a curated record. Gene Ontology annotation, biological process: mitochondrial electron transport, cytochrome c to oxygen. Lineage: Eukaryota; Metazoa; Arthropoda; Insecta; Hymenoptera; Formicidae. The coding region runs from base 115 to 579 and encodes 154 amino acids.
CGCGAACUAGCCCCGGACGGUCGACUUCCGCCGUGGCCGGUUUACGCAACAGACAGAUAACUCGUCCCGGGUCUCACAGGCGUUUCUUCGUGCGAGGAUUCUCAGCGGACAGAAAUGUUGCGCGUCGUAGCGACACGCGUGGCCUCGGCGGCGCGCACCGCGAUGCUGCCGCGGGGACCGGUCGCCGUUGUCGGCGCGCAGUGCACCAGGGCGUCCCACGGCGGCCCCAAGGAGACCGACGAGGAGUUCGAUCAGCGAUACGUCAAUUUCUUCAACCGCAGCGAUAUCGAUCACUGGGAGAUCCGCAAGGCGAUGAACGAUCUGGCCGGUAUGGAUCUCGUGCCAGAACCGACGAUCAUAUGCGCGGCGCUAAGAGCAUGCAGAAGGCUAAAUGACUUUGCGCUGGCUGUCAGGUUCAUAGAGUGCGUGAAAGAGAAAGGUGGGCCACACGCCGGCAAGAUCUAUCCUUACAUUCUUCAGGAAAUCAGGCCCACCUUGGAUGAGCUGGGUAUCAGCACGCCUGAAGAGCUAGGAUACGACAAGCCAGAAUUAGCCUAUGAAUCGGAGUAUCAUAUGUAAUGAACUAAGACCUAUGCUGUGUAAAUUCUAGUAUUUAUAUAUUCUUGGCUGCUGCCUCGGAUGCAAAUGUUGAGAGAAUCAUUUGUCAGUAAAACUGAACUGUACAUGUAUCUGCGUAACCAGCAGCAUUGUUGAAUAAACAAUCACAAUUGUCUUAAU